Ilyonectria robusta is the source of this 684-nucleotide messenger RNA. Its product is annotated as V-type ATPase 116kDa subunit family-domain-containing protein. Bases 1 to 471 code for a protein of 156 amino acids. The transcript is spliced from 3 exons. Lineage: Eukaryota; Fungi; Ascomycota; Sordariomycetes; Hypocreales; Nectriaceae. Gene Ontology annotation, cellular component: proton-transporting V-type ATPase, V0 domain; vacuolar proton-transporting V-type ATPase complex; fungal-type vacuole membrane. Gene Ontology annotation, molecular function: ATPase binding; proton-transporting ATPase activity, rotational mechanism. The record is from RefSeq and is a predicted model, not a curated record. Gene Ontology annotation, biological process: proton transmembrane transport; vacuolar acidification.
AUGGCUCCGCGACAGGACACCUCAUUCCGCUCGGCGGACAUGAGCUUGGUGCAGCUUUACGUCUCCAACGAAAUCGAUCGGGAAGUUGUUGCUGCCCUAGGCGAGCUUGGAUUGUACCAGUUCCUCGACCUCAAUGAGCAUGUCAGCUCCUUUCAGCGAACUUUCACCCAGGAGAUCCGACGCCUUCACAAUGUCGAGCGACAGCCGCGAUACUUCCAUGCGCCAAUGGGAAAGGCUAGAAUCAAACUUCGAAAACUUGAUCUUGAUGCUGAGAGGCUUGCGUCGCCUUCUACCUUGCAAAUUGUUGAAGUCGCCGAGCGAAGCCAGAAGCUUGAGCAGCGCGUCUCCGCACUGAACGACAGUGACGAGACCCUCAGGAAGCGUGAGCGCGACCUCAUUGAAUGGCGCUGGGUGCUGAGAGAGGCUGGCAGCUUCUUUGAUCGCUCUUCCGGCAACCUGGAGGAGAUUUGAGCCUCUACACACAACGAUGACGCGCCGUUGCUCUCUGACGUUGAGCAGUAUAACGCUGCGCCUGAUAUCGAGAGUGCAUUUUCCGGCAUGAGAAUUGACUUCGUCGCUGGCGUCAUCUCCAGGGAUCGUGUUGCUACCUUUGAGCGUAUCCUCUGGCGAACUCUUCGUGGCAACCUGUACAUGACACAGUCAGAGAUUCCGGAGCCGUUGAGU